AUGCUGCUGGCCACAGCUCCCCUUGCGGUGGCACGUCAAUCCCAACCCACAUGCUUGCCCAUGCCAGUGGUCCCCGGAAACACCACCAUUUCAACCCACACUACCAACAACACCCUAAUCGUCGAGGCUGACGCACCCAAUCCCACACCCAGCGACUCUCCUCGCCCGGAGCUAAGAAUCAUCGACGAGGAUCCCGUCUACAAAUACGUGGGGUGCUGGUCUGAGGUUACCCUUUUAAACCCUGACGUACAUGCUCUCGAUGGUCCCUUCUUGGUGGCACCCGGCCUCAUGAAUGUCCACGUGUGCGUAGAUUUCUGCCGCCGCGCCUCUAACAAGCACAACCAGAACCAGACUGGUUACCACUAUGCCGGCCUUGAGUUUGCCUACCAGUGCUGGUGUGGUGACAACCUCUCGAAGCACAGCUACCACUUGAUUGAUGACGUCUGUGAUCUUCCUUGUGAUGGUGCAAACACGACUGUAUGUGGUGGACAUCUCGCUAUGACACUAUAUAACAUUACGGAAAAGAAGACUCCUGGAGAUAACAAUGGAUUCGGCGGAAACGGGAGUAAUGCUGGAACCGGCAACCAGCCAGAAGCACCCCAUGAUCAAGCGGCACUACAAGCCGUGGGAGUGGGUAUUCUCGUGCUGGCUGUGACUUUUGCCUUGGGCUGGGGUUGCUUGUAA
Molecule: messenger RNA, 684 nt
Organism: Daldinia childiae
Lineage: Eukaryota; Fungi; Ascomycota; Sordariomycetes; Xylariales; Hypoxylaceae
Exons: 2
Coding region: 1-684 (227 amino acids)
Cellular component (GO): plasma membrane
Source: RefSeq, a predicted model, not a curated record